This is a messenger RNA of Papilio xuthus (Asian swallowtail), 1704 nucleotides long. Its product is annotated as flagellar attachment zone protein 1. The record is from RefSeq and is a predicted model, not a curated record. The transcript is spliced from 2 exons. The coding region runs from base 131 to 1579 and encodes 482 amino acids. Lineage: Eukaryota; Metazoa; Arthropoda; Insecta; Lepidoptera; Papilionidae.
UUUUGAUACAAGGUUAAGGCAUGUUGCCCGCAAUGUCGCUGAUGAUAAUGAAUCUAGAUUCAGUGUUAAUAGAAGAUACUCUCGAGAAGUUAGUGACGUUUAUGGUACGCGAACAAAUGUAGAACGUACUAUGGAUCUACGAAGACAACGUUCCAAUACUAGACAAGAAAGAGAUCAUUUAUCACGGGAUUCGACAGAACGUGGUAAUCGUCGACACGCUACCGAUUCCCGACUUGUAAGAUACGAAAAUGAUGCUAGAUUAUCUGCAAAUACUAUAAACAGGGAGAAUCGUAAACUUUCUUUGUCUAUGGAUCGAGUUGAUAUGCGAGAUCGGCGGAAUCCUCAAGCACGCAUUAAUGUAAGACGUAGUAUGGAAUCGAAAGCACGUUUUGUCGCCGAACGCCCUGAAACCAGACGCCACCAAGAAGAACAAAGUUCCCGUUUAGAUGUCUCACGAUUACGAAGCCUAUCAGAUCUUGAAGCUAGAGUCUCUCGCCGAAUAGAUGAUACUGUUCGCUCUACAAACUUACAACGAACUCGCAUGACUAGAGAAAUUCAAUAUACACGCAGCAUUGAACAGAAUAUGGAAUCCCGUGUAUUUAGAGAACGAGAACAUUCCCGCCGCAGUCUCCAUCGUGAGGUUGCAUACGCUCCUGAAGAGAUCCGAAGUGUUCGUCACAGUUCUGAACGCAUUUUUGUUGCCCGUGACCUGCAACAAAACGAAAGACAUGAGACAGAACUUUUCAGAAAUCUGAACACUGAGCGCACGAAUGUUCGACGCAAUUUUAAUGAACUGUCUCAAAGAACCUCAGACCGUAUUGAAAAUUAUAGAAUUGUACGCGAUAUGUCUCGCUUUGACGAACGACGCAAUGUUAAAUCAAGAUUUACAAGUUACCCUACAGAACAACGUGAGAAUAGACGAAAUGACGAAAGGAGAUUUAUGCAAAAUGAAAAUAGGCUAAGAGACUUUCAAAGUCGCGAAAAUAUCCGCCAAGAACAUAGCGUGUCUGAUGUAACACAACGUACAAGGAUUAUUCGCGAACUCUCCGAAAAAAUUAGGAAAAGCGCAGACGAAGGUAUCAUCAGAAGCGUAUCCGAACGAGGUAUUCCUGGCGGAAGAAUUUCCAAAAUGGAACGCACUAAUAAUCGCGACAGCAUUGUUCGCAAGACGUCUGAACGGGUCAAAUCUAUCGAAAAGCGACAAGAUUUUCGAACCGUACGACGAAAUGAACGCGAUCUAUCAAGAUCUAUUCGAUUGGAUUUACGCCAAAACGAUUUGAAAUCGAUUAAUCGUCAAGUCAGGUCUUAUAGAGUAGAUACAGACUCCCGAUCUAAGUUGGAAGGUCAACUAAAUAAUAUUUUAACAUUGGGUACAAAUGACAAACGUAAUGCGAUGGACAAUGACCAGCGUAAGGAAGAUGGAUCGUAUAUUUUGAACUGGCAACACUUUUUCUACAUUAUACAAGGACUGUAUCUGUGCAGCGUACUUCUACACGUUCACAUUAACGAUACAAAAUCUAAAAUAAUAUCAAGGAACUUCGGCUGGUGGAAAUCAAUGUACGGCUUGAAAUUGGACUAGGAAGUGCAGACCCUCGGCUGUUGUAUACCCAAUGAUAAUGAAUAAUUGUAUCAAAACUCAUUUAACCUAAUGCAUAUGUUGUAGCAAAAAUAAAUAUUUAUUCUGUUACUUUGACAUUUUAUUAU